AUGCUGCGGGCCACGGUCAAGCUGUGCUGCGGCAUCGCGCACGACCCCCUGCGCCGGCUGCCCGAUUCACGUCCGGAGGCGACCGAUGCCGUGGGCUCCAGCACGCUGGCUAGUGCGGACCCCAGCGCCGGCGAGUGGGCCCUGCAGAGCGCACUGCGCAUCCUGCAGCAGCGGCACGGCUGGCGCGCAGAAAGCACGCRGGAGGCGGGCGCCGCCGUGGCUAGUGCGGUGCUGCCGGGGCUGGGCAGGGUGUUCCGCGCCGAGGCGGUGCUGCGCGCGCCACCGGCGCGGCUCCAGCGCGAGCUCUUCAACGACAUCGAGCGCAUGCCCGAGUGGUACCCGGCGCUCGGCCGCGUCCAGGUGCUGCGGCGCACGGGGCCCGACACGCUGCUGACGCACGAGGUGACGGCGCAGCGCGCCGGGGACCUCGCGGGACGCCGUGACUUCGUGAGCGUGCGGCGCCGCCACCGCACCGCCACCGCCGUCUACCUGGUGGGCACGGCCGCCCCCGCCAGCGAGCGGCCCCCGCCGCCGCCGCCGGGCUGCAUCAGGGCCGAGUCGCGGCUCAGCUGCAUGGUGCUGCAGCCGCUGGACGGGGAUCCCGGCCGGACCCGCCUCACCUGGCUCCUCUGCGUGGACCUGAAGGGCUGGAUCCCCACCUCGGUGCUCCAGCGCACGCUGCCCCAGAGCCAGGCCGACUUCAUCGGGCACCUCCGCCGGCGCCUGGCCGUCCCGGCACGGCCCUGAGCACACCGAUGGGAGCUUCGGGACGGCCAAGCUCUGUAUUUGUGCACGCUCCCGUACAUAUAUUUAGUAUAUAGACACAUUCAUAUGUAUAUACAU
Nothoprocta perdicaria is the source of this 843-nucleotide messenger RNA. RefSeq names its product steroidogenic acute regulatory protein, mitochondrial-like. Gene Ontology annotation, cellular component: mitochondrion; mitochondrial intermembrane space. Lineage: Eukaryota; Metazoa; Chordata; Aves; Tinamiformes; Tinamidae. Gene Ontology annotation, molecular function: cholesterol binding; cholesterol transfer activity. The record is from RefSeq and is a predicted model, not a curated record. Bases 1 to 747 code for a protein of 248 amino acids. The transcript has 6 exons. Gene Ontology annotation, biological process: steroid biosynthetic process; regulation of steroid biosynthetic process; intracellular cholesterol transport.